AUGCAAAAACAAUUCGGUAAAUAUGUUGAAAUACAAUUUUCACGUGGUGGAGAACCUAUAGGUGGUGCGAUUUCAAAUUUUCUUCUAGAAAAAUCACGUGUUGUUAGUCAAGCUGAGAAUGAACGUAAUUUUCAUAUUUUUUAUCAAUUACUAUCAAGCAGAGAAUUUUGUCAACAAUAUUCAUUAUCACAUGAGCUUCGUUUUCAAUAUAUUAACCAUGCUGAAUCUAGUAGAGUUCAAAAAAUUGAUGAUAUAAAAGAAAUGCAACAUACACUACAUGCAAUGGAUGUUAUGGGUUUUUCAUCAGAAAUAAAACAAAGUAUAUUUAGUUUACUUGCUGGUAUAUUACAUUUAGGCAAUGUUCAAUUCGGUGAUAAGAAUAAUUAUGCUACUGUCCUAUCAGAACGAGAUCUACAAGCUCCUUGUGCUUAUUUUGGUAUUCAAAUAGAUUAUUUAAAAACGAAAUUAAUUUCAAAACGACUCGAAUUUAAAGAACAUCAAAAAAAUGAACUGAUCGAUCAAACAUUUACUGUUGACAAAGCUAUAUUUACACGUGAUGCAUUAGCUAAAUCAAUUUAUUCUCGUAUUUUUGAUUACCUUAUUCAAGGAGUUAAUUUAGCAUUUCAAACAACAGCUAAAUCAGAUUUAUCUAUCGGUAUUCUUGAUAUAUAUGGCUUUGAAAUAUUUGAACGUAAUAGUUUUGAACAAUUUUGUAUAAAUUAUGUUAAUGAAAAGCUUCAACAAAUCUUUAUCGAAUUAACAUUAAAAAAAGAACAAGAGGAAUAUAAACGUGAAAAUAUUCAAUGGUCACCAAUAUCAUUUUUUAAUAAUAUUGUUGUUUGUGAUUUAUUUGAAGCUAAACAACCACCAGGAAUGUUUUUAUUACUUGAUGAUAUAUGUCUUAGUUCACAUGCAACAACAGAAAAAGUUGAUAAAAGUUAUUUACAUAAAUUAAGUAGUUUAUCAAAUCAACAUUUAAUUGUUUCACCCCCGACAUUUACUGUUAAACAUUAUGCUGGAGCUGUUAUUUAUCAUUCAGAUCAAUUUUGUGAAAAGAAUAGAGAUAUUUUAAAUAUUGAUUUAAUGGAAAUGAUGCAAUCGAGUACAAUACCAUUUGUUGUACGACUGUUUCCUGAACAAACAUCAACAAUUAAAUCUCGACCUACGACAGCUGGUACUAAAAUUCGUACACAAGCAAAUUUACUUGUAGAAAAAUUAAUGACUUGUCAACCACAUUACGUUCGAUGUAUUAAACCAAAUGAAAAUCAAGCACCUGGUGAAUGGAAUUCAUCAAGUGUUAUUGAACAAGUUAAAUAUUUAGGACUUGUAGCUAAUAUUGAAGUUCGAAAAGCUGGUUUUGUUUAUCGACGUGAAUUUGCAAAAUUUUUAAGCCGAUAUGCUAUAUUGACAAAACAAACAUGGCCUAAAUGGAAUGGAAAAGUAACAGAUGGUGUUAUGCAUAUUGUUGAUACUAUGCAUCUUGAUCGACGUGAAGUACAAUUAGGCAAUACAAAAGUAUUUAUUAAAUCACCAGAAAGUUUACAUAUACUCGAAGAUAUGCGUUUACGAAAAUUUGAUAAUUAUGCACGUAUUAUUCAAAGAGCAAUGAAACGUUUUUGUGCAGUACGUGUCUAUCAAAAACAACGUGAACAAGCUACUGACAUUUUAUAUGGACGAAAAGAACGUAAUGCACGUUCACUUGAUCGUGAUUAUGUUGGAGAUUAUUGUAAUCUUCAUCAACGACCUGAUUUACAACGAUUAAUACCUCGUAGUGAAAAAACUGAUUUUAGUUCAUAUUUAUAUAAAUAUGAUCGACGUUUUCGUCGACAAGGACGAUAUUUUAUUAGUACAAAUCAAGCAUUGUAUAUUAUUGAUGAAGAAUGUGUUAAAGUUGGUAGUGGUGGAAAAUCGAAUAGUUCUGCUGUUCAAAAAAAUAAACAACCAGACGGUUAUACAAUAGAAUAUAAAAUUAAACGACGUAUUCCAUUAGAAACUAUUAAUGAAAUUAAAAUGAGUGAAUAUCGUGAUAAUUUUUUUUUAAUUUGUGUAAAUAAUGAUUACGCAACAUUAUUGGAAUUAUCAAGUAAAACCGAAGCAGUUUCAAUUAUUUUAAAGAAUUAUUUAAAAAAAACUAAUCGUGUAUUACCAAUUACAUUUGGACAAGGAUUUGAUUAUGCAGUUAAAAAACAAAGUUGGAUUGGUAGCGGUACACGUAGUGUUAAAUUUUCGCAUGCAGCUACGGCUGCACUGAUGAAUCAAAUUGAUCCAAAAAAAUUACGUAAAGGUGUUGAUAUGCCCCGUGACUAUGAUGUCAAAAUUAAUCGUAAUACAAUGACUGUCAUGGUUUCAAGUGGUUUACCAAAACAAUCAAGACCAAAUCAAACAAACGCUGAAAAACCACGUGGAUUACAAUUUAAAUCCACAAAUAACAGUUCUUCUCGAAAACCACCAACUAAACCUCCACGACCAUUAGCUGCAAAACCGACGAAACAAAAAAAACUCCGAGCAUUAUAUGAUUUUCAAGCGCGAUCAGCUGAUGAACUUUCAUUUGCUACUGACAAUGAACUCUUACUUAUUGAUAAUAGUGAUGAAACUUGGUGGAAAGCAGAACUCGAUGGGAAAACUGGAGUCGUACCGUCAAAUUAUGUUGAAUUGAUUGUCUGA
Rotaria sordida is the source of this 2664-nucleotide messenger RNA. NCBI's taxonomy places the organism in Eukaryota, Metazoa, Rotifera, Eurotatoria, Philodinida, Philodinidae. The record is from the annotation of a GenBank genome assembly.